This is a messenger RNA of Gossypium arboreum, 2095 nucleotides long. RefSeq names its product disease resistance protein RUN1-like. The record is from RefSeq and is a predicted model, not a curated record. Gene Ontology annotation, biological process: defense response; signal transduction. The coding region runs from base 149 to 2041 and encodes 630 amino acids. Gene Ontology annotation, molecular function: ADP binding. The transcript has 2 exons. Lineage: Eukaryota; Viridiplantae; Streptophyta; Magnoliopsida; Malvales; Malvaceae.
AAUUGCUGCUUAGGAUUUAAGUUUAGAAAACAUUUUCUGCAAUAAAUAGGUGUAAAAAGAAGGUGAUAAAUAAUUGGACGAGGUCAUGAGAGUGGAUUAUCUGUUUAAAUUCGAAGUGUGAUAAAUAAUUGUCACAGUAAUACCAAAGAUGAUGCUACUCAUAAUUCUUUUCAUUUUUCUUCUUCUAUUUCUUCUUCAAAAGUACGAAAACAAGAGAAGCCCAGAAAAGGAAAGCUCCCAUGGUGCAUCUCUUUUGCCUCAAUCAGACAAUCCAUACUCUUUGACUUCUUAUUCUUCUUCUUCUUGUCAAGUGAAACAUCAAGUUUUCUUGAGCUUCAGAGGUGAAGACACACGCCUUAACUUCACCAGUCAUCUACUCAAAGCUUUGAAGGACACGGGACUGAAUGUCUUCUUCGAUGAAGAAAAACUAGAGAAAGGGGAGCAGCUUUCACCAGCACUUUCUCAAGGAAUUGCAGCCUCAAAUCUCUCAAUCCUCGUUUUAUCUAAAGAUUAUGCUUCUUCAAAAUCGUGCCUAGCUGAACUCUCUGCCAUCAUGGACCGCAAGCACACACAAGGACAUAUUGUUCUUCCCAUCUUUUACCAUGUUGAUCCUUCCCAUGUGAGAAAUAUUGGUGGGAGUUUUACAACAUCCUUUGAAGAGCAUGAAUUGAAGAGGCUAGUUGAUGAAGUGAAGGGAUGGAAAGCAGUCUUUGCUGAAGUUGGUAAAUUAAAAGGGUGGCAUAUAGGAGGAGGCAAAUUUGACAGACCUGAAACCGAGUACAUUGAGGAUAUUGUUAAAUAUGUUAUAAAAAAGUUGAUGAGUAGCAAAUCUGGACAUGUUUAUGAAGAACUGGUUGGAAUAGAUUAUCAGAAAGAUGCAAUUUUGAGGCUGAUUGAGCAAGAACGCUAUCGUGUAAUAGGACUCUGGGGAAUGGGUGGUAUAGGCAAAACAACCCUUGCUGAUGCUGUAUAUAAGGAAAUGUCUCCAAAGUUUAAAAGUUGUUGGUUUCUUCAAAAUGUUAGUGAGAAAAUAAAAAAACAAGGAAAGGAAUCUUUACGAAAUGAUCUUCUUUCCAAACUGUUAAAUGAAAAAGAUAUUCAUAUAGACACUCCUUUGAUAGGAUACCCUUACCGAGAGAGGUUGAACAAUAAAAAAGUACUUCUUGUGCUUGAUGAUGUUAGUCACCAAGACCAAAUAACUAUUAUGGGUGUUAGACAUUUUGGUGAUGGAAGUAAAAUCAUUGUAACAUCUAGAGAUAGAAAAGUACUUGAGAAUGGAGAAGCUGACCAAAUUUAUGAGGUAAAGAAUUUAAAUGAGAUUGACUCUCUUCAACUAUUUUCUACUUGUGCGUUUAAGCAGUUGAAUCCUAAUGCUGAUUUUCGAGACCUAUCGAUAAAGUUUGUGGAGUACACCCAAUACAAUCCACUUGCUCUAAAAGUUUUAGGUUCCCAACUAUAUAAAAGGUCUAGAGAAUAUUGGGAAAGCGAGAUGGUUAAGUUGAAGGAAUAUAGCCAACCAGAGAUUUCAAAUAUUUUGAAGAGAAGCUUUGAUGGGCUUGAUGAACAAGAAAAGAAUAUAUUCCUUGAUAUUGCAAUCUUCUUCAAAGGGGAACUUAAGGAAAAUGUAGAAAAUAUUCUUAGUAGUUGUUAUAAUGGCGCAAAGUCUAGCAUCAGAAACUUGGUCGACAAGUGCCUCCUAGAUAUCACAUCUCUUCCUAUUUCUUUGCGUGAUAUGCUUGAAAUUCGCAGUAGGUUUCUCAUGAAAAAAGCAGAAGAGAUUGCAAGUUUCCCUUACAGGGGUGCACUAGAUGAUCGAAGAAGUAGCUUCUUGGAUAAGAAUCCGCAGUGUAUUUCUAUGCAUGAUAUGCUUGAACAGGUGGGUAAAGACAUUGUUCGCCAAGAAUCUAGAUUUCCUGGAAUGCGCAGUAGGUUAUGGAAUUGUAAUGAAGUAAAGCAAGUGCUCAGAUAUAAGAAAGUAAGUAUUAAUUGUACUUAUGUUUCUUUUUAUAUUUUUCUAUAUAUUUGUGUGAUUUUUUUCUAGGCUUAUAAAAUUUUAUUAAUAAUAAAGAUCGGAAAACGGGAUUUGAAAAAAAAA